Molecule: messenger RNA, 3239 nt
Organism: Dermacentor albipictus
Lineage: Eukaryota; Metazoa; Arthropoda; Arachnida; Ixodida; Ixodidae
Gene: Asciz
Product: ASCIZ zinc finger protein
Biological process (GO): regulation of transcription by RNA polymerase II
Cellular component (GO): nucleus
Molecular function (GO): DNA-binding transcription factor activity, RNA polymerase II-specific; transcription cis-regulatory region binding
Source: RefSeq, a predicted model, not a curated record
ACUCUACUAGGAUCUAAGAUUAAGAAAAUGGCUGGGGUGUGCGCCACUGUAGAUGUUAGUAACACUCUUCUCUAUACUCCACUGUAACCAAACCAUACGUGGCGGUGCUUUGUAGUGCUGUUUAACAUCGUGGGCUGAAUUUAUCCGUGUUCGGUAUCAUCAACGUGAACUAGACAUGAAGCAGAAAACUGGAGUCGAACUCUCCAACGCACCAAAGAGAUUCCGGUGCACCGUGGCCAGUUGCUGUUCGAUGGAUGGGCAGGCCAAGUUGUUUUCAUCUCAAAAGCUCCUUAACCAGCACUUCUUCAAGGUUCAUGCCGAGAAGAAGUAUUCGUGUUCCAAAUGUGGAAAGAAAUUCGGAGCGGAUUGGCUCUCCAAACACCAUGAGGCUACUUGCGGAACUGCUUGGCUUUGCUCGUGCGGGGCGAGCUACCAGAACAGGGAGGCCCUGCUGACACAUGCGAGGCGGCGCUCUCACGCGCUGCCAUUUGAACGGAAGCGAGGCGAUGCGUGCAAGCAAAAGCCAACCCAGAACCAGCCAUUACAAACAAUUAUCCUGCCUGUGGCCACCCAAGUUAUUGUAGUCAUCCAGGGCCCAAAGGAGAAGAGUGCUGGUUCAAACGACCCUCUUCUGCCAAACACUACAAAGCUGCCAUCACAAUGGCGAAGCAUUGUUCCCAAGGCAAAUCCUCCAAGUGACCUGCUUUCUUGUGGACUAGAUGCCAAUGCUAUGUGCUUAUCUAUAGGAAAAGUGCAUCAAAGUUCCCAAACCAUUGUGUCAUGCAGAUGCAGUCGCACUAAGGAUUCAUGUAUUCAAGCUUGCAGCAGUGAAGGUUCUAGGAGGGAUGCAUCAGAGCUUGUAAAUCUUCCGCCCAAGGCGUGCAAGCGCUCCAGAACCAUGAAGACAACUGUGCAAACACAAACCUCUGAACCUGACAUCCAGCUUGGGAGUGUGCAGCCCUUGCUGUCCAAAGGGGUCAGCAGGAAAACGCAUCAUGGCUGCAGCAUCCACACUCAGACAAUUGAAAGUGCUGUGGGCAGGGCCCAAAAGGCACGUGUGAAGCAUUCUAUUUUUAGGCCGGAGCCAGACAAGUUGGACAAGGAAAUCGCCACAAAUGAAUUGUGGAGUGACCUUGAUCAGAUACUCUUCAAUGGUUGUGCAGCUCCCACCAAGGAGUGGAUGGACCUUUUCCCCAGAAGUUCUUCUGCUACGCAAACGCUCGAGUCUGAUACACUUCUGAAAGAUCUAUGUAGUUCUUAUUCACCUUCCCGCUCCCUCUUUUUGGAUGGACCAAGGCAAAACUUUGCUCAUAUGGGGCUCCCAGAUGUCCCACUUGAGGAACGUUUAAACAUAAUUUCACAGAAACCAGCAAUGCUGCCUGUUUUAGCUCCGAUUUGUGAGUCAGACGUGACUAAUGGCUUGGAGGACAGUUUGCAGGAUGUCAGCCACAUCUUGUCAUCUGAGACACAGACAGACAAUCACUUUGAUAGCCUUCUGAUUGAAAACAUGCAACAAACUGCAGCUCAAACAGAUUUUCCAUCUUCUUCGCACACUGAGACGCAAACUAACGAAGAUGUAUCCUUUGAGAGCACAGAUGUCUUUCAUAUGGAAACACAGACGUCUGGGUUCUUGUUUUGUGAUUUUGAAAGUGUAGAUAUUGAGACACAAACACCCUGGGAUCAUAUUGACUUUAGUUUAGAUGACUUUGUGGUAGAGCCCAGUUUUACUCAGAAAAAGGAUGCAGAAUCUCAGAUAGAGGCCCAUCAAUUUCUCCGCCCCUGGCCUUGCCUGAAGCUACCGGAUGGGGAGGGUUUUAAGGACUGCAACAACAUGCAGACCCAGACUAGUGGGCUGAUUUAAUUUAAUAGUUUAUGUUGCAUUGAGCUAACUGUGACACCAAUCUUGGUGUCUCAUGGCCACAAAGCGGCAUAUUCCUUCCGGAGGAGUUCGGUAGUAAUGCAACGCGAAGCAGUGGCGUGGACAAACAUUUCCUUGGCUUUGAAGGCAAAUAGAAGCCGACGUCUGUCGCGCGCUCCUGGUUGAGCAGGUUAAGGGGAAAUAAAUCCACGUGACGUCGACCAGGCUUCUGAGGCUGUAUCCUCCUUUAUCCACGCCGUGUGAACGGCAUUUUGCGUCGGAGCGCUUCGCUUUGCUAAACGCCUUUAAAGCACUAGCCGUCUAAUCAAACACUGGCGAUGCUGGGUGCACACCACAAGCCUCUGCUGCCUCCAUCGCUUGCUGUGACGUAACCGAUAGACGCCAGUAGGCUGGCGAACGCCCGCCAGGUAUAUUGGCCAUUGUUAAAUUGUGUAGCGUAGCAGAUUACUGACCGGGACUAUGUCGCUGUUUAUAAACGACUGCUUUCGUCCUGUGAAAGUACUCGCAAAAUUUGACGUGCACAAAAACAGGAGGCGGCAGUGACUAUCGACUUCACUUUUCAGUGAUCCGACAGUUUUAUCCGUUACUUUUGAUCAGAAAAAAGGAGGAAAGUCGGGUGAGGGCACAUAUGAACUUUAUGCACGAUGCGUGAUUCUUGUAUUUAAACGCGCGGAAAAACAAAUGGUAUUCCUGUACCUGAGUACCAGAGGAACAUUUUUGUCAGGCAACUAGGUGCGACUGGGACAUUUUCUGAGUGUGACUUUAGCCUCCCGCACAGACGAAAGGACAUAAAUACACCUGAACGCCGCCAUUUUUGCGACUUGACUCUGGCACGCUCUGCUGCUUACACAGAAAAAGCGCUGAAACGAGCGCUUUUUCUGUUUUUUUUUUCGAGUUUUGUUUGCACGAUGUUGCCGCAGAGGCAAACAAAACUUUGUUGCAUACUCUGAGCACACAUCAAGAACAGCAACUUCCUGCCAUGUUGCACCUCGAUAGCUUUCUUCUCCUACCUGCAAGGAUCCUUUUAAAGUUUGCCCUGCACGCGCCAAAUAAAUGGACUGACGCAACACAGCGUGGAUCAGCUUUUAACAGCUAGCAUUGCACAAGCAGUUCCCAGCGACGCCGUGAGAAAGUCUCUUAUCAAGUGUACCGCUGCCGAGCGUGAACCUAAGCACGCGACACUUCACUGGGGCGAAAUGCUAGAACGAUGAUUUGGUGAAGCGUUAACCAGCGCGACAGAGCCCCGGUGGGCUUGAAUUUACCUGGAACACUCCACGACUGCGUCUCAUAGCCCGUCGUGUAGCUUUGGAGCACGAACACAAACGUUGCCACAAGCGAAAUAAAAGAUUUGUUACAGAGA